AUGCCGAGGGUGGGUUAUUCCAGCAGAAUAAGUUCCAUGUCUGCGAUCGAGUGGCCAGGUUGAUUAAAGUGGAAAGGGACUGCUGCUGUGGCGUUUGCGUGGUUGCCAUAUUUGACUGAUAUCUCUACAGAGUACAAUACUCGGCUAUGAGGUGCCCAAAUUACAAAAGAUCUCACCUCUCUACAACAACCACUUUGUUCUGUCCCCAAGGUGACCAUUGUGGAGAGGUUCAACUGUAUUUAAAAAUACCUUGGAACUUUAAAAUUAUCAUGUACACUUAUAUGUAGCUUUGCUUAAUCUUCAAUUUGUUAUUUUGUUUUUCAGACAGAAGAGAAUAACAAAGAUUUGUCUUAAACAGGGUUGGGGCAGAUCUUGAGCUAUUCAAAAGUGGCUCCAACAAUAGAGGAGUAGCUGAAGUGAAGGACAUCAUGGCCACAGGAAAGAGAUCGCAAGUUGCCAGGUUGGUUAUUUUGUUAACCUUCGUUAUUAAUACUCUCAGUGGUUACCUACUGAAUUUUAGAAAAAGAUUUAGUUCUGGAAAGUUUGCUGACAUAGGCCAGGAAGUCAUUUGAACAUGGCAGGGCUUUUGCUGAAAUUUCAAGUUUCUUGGUAUAUGAAAUUUGUAGGGGGAAAUUAGCCUGCAAAAACAGCCAUUUCUCUUCGCUCCUUGCUGCUGGCAAUGUUUUGUGAGGAGCAACAUUUAUGACUAAUGUUUCCUUUGAAUUAUUUGUUUUAUGAUCCCUGAAAAGCUUCAUAAGGGGAGAGGAUAAUUAGUUGUUUAAAAUCAAAAUUGAAAAUUUCAGUUCCUCCUAGGAUCUACUGCUCCACGUACGAAUGAUUGCUAAUUUUUUUAAUAAGCCACUAUCCGAUGAACUCAUCAAUCGUAUUGCAGAGCAAUGUACAUUCAAGAACAUGAAGAAAUAUGAUAUCAGUUAUAGGAUUCGGAACGAAGAGAGUUCCUUGCUUCUCCGGAAGGGAGUCGUCAGUGGAUGGAAGAAUUACUUUACUCCAGAACUGAAUGAGAGAUUUGAAAAGGAAGUGUUGGAAAAACUGAAAGGAACUGGAUUAGAAUUUGAUUUUGAGUUAUAA
This is a messenger RNA of Porites lobata, 1089 nucleotides long. NCBI's taxonomy places the organism in Eukaryota, Metazoa, Cnidaria, Anthozoa, Scleractinia, Poritidae. The record is from the annotation of a GenBank genome assembly.